AUGGAUAGACAACAGAUACAACAACAUCAAUAUAGUUUGUUAACGGAUUGCCAGAGACUUGGUCAUUUGUGUCAACAAGUCGAUGGUCUGUUGCGACAGAUAAAGUCAACGACGACAGCAGCAUCGACAGCAGCAUCUCUAUCACUUACAUUGGACGAUACGAAUCAAUGUAGUUUGUUACAAUUACCAAUCACUCGACUAGAGUUGGCAUUGUCAUCACUCGAACGUUGUCCAGUAUUCCACAAACAACAACUAUCACAACUAUCAUUAUUAUAUUGCAAUCACUUUCAUUAUCAGGCUGCGACAUCACUAUCGGGUACAACACCAGAGUCGAACAUAGGCAGUGGCAACAGAUUACUCAUCAAGCCAACAACAACAACUACAACACAGACAUCAUCAACUUCUUCACCAAAGCAUGCUGCUGGUCCCAACUCACCUUCAACCUUGACAACGCCAAACAAGGGCGCCAACAACAACAAUGAAUCGUUUGCCUCGCCACAGACACAACAACAACAACAUCAACAACAACAUAUUACAAGUGAUACUAAGCCAACUCACAUGGUGCUGUCAUCGCCUCAAACAAAGGAGUUGCGUAGACAUAAGCAACAACAACAUCAACAUCAACAUCAUCACUCUCAACAACAUAAACAACAUCAUCAAUUCAAACAUAUUGAUGAACAUAUAUUAGUGACACAUGAGUACUUGGUAUCAUUGCUCGAUCGCAAUCCAACUGGCUGGUACACAGCCAUCCUUCAGUGGACCCUACAGACCCUGGCACUCAUCGACCGACUAAGUACAAUCAACACGCCUCUACACCAACUGCACACAGUCGAUGGCGCAGUAGUUGGACAGUCCGCCAGUGUCAUGAUCCAGAGCAACCUACGCUACCUCUCAAUCAGGACACUCUCUUCAAUCUUGCUACACUUGACCAAGGAUGGAAUAGAUCGCUUCCUGAAUCAAUCUAGGUUACUGGAUGGCAUGCCAAUCAGUUGGAUAACAUCAUUCAUUUGUGCCAAGUAUCCAUUGAUGACCUUGAGUCGUUCUCUUCAGACUUGCUUGAAGUGCUUGGAUGAUGGAGUCGAAUCCAAGGCAGCACAGUUCAGCACGCUCGAAUACCUAUCAACUCAGUUCACAGAGAUUAUGGGACAUACGAUAUCCAAUCACAUCAAGCAACAACAACAAGGUGGAGGCGAGUCAACCAACAAGUUCCUCAAACUACUACACCAAUGCCCUGUCCUCAUAACUAUAUCAACGCCAAUCAUACUCAAUCUACUUGGCGCCAACAACAACUACACGACGACCACGACGGACUUGCUCAACAAGUUGAUACUCGAUCGUAUCUCAUACUUUGAGACAACAACCUUUAGCAACAUAAUCACUCUACUCUACAACAACAACGACAACAACAGCAACAAGUCAUUCUCAAGUGCAUUACUAUCAUCAAUCAUUGAACAACUAGAGAGAAGUUGGAUAUUUGGUCAACAGGGCGUGUCGCCAUCGGACGAUGAUGUUGGCAACGUUGCAGCAUCACCCUUUAAAGUCAUUCUCCAAGAACUCGCCCAUUCAAUCAAACUCUUUUGCGAUCUUAUAAUCCAACAACCAACAACAACCAUGCACAAACGCAUGAUGGACCUCACUGCCAUCGUCGCGCUGGCCAGCUCCAAGGAGACCUGCAUCCAAACACUGCUAUUCUUCCUCUGUAAAUCAUCACCCAAUCACCUUCAUCAUCACUUUGUACACUUCUCUCGCCAGUUCUCAAUCGUUCAUCCAUCCGCCGUGCAGGACUGCGUGGCGCUGGCAUUCAAGACGAUCGACACCUUUGCCCAGGCCGACGCCGAGCGACUCCUCGAGAACAUACUCUACCUGCUACAGUUGGCCACCGAUGAUUCAACCCACGCGCUCACGACACAGACCCUCCAGGCCACGCUGUCCAGCUGGUGGGUUCUGCUCCCGAUGAUGGCGCAUCCAAUCCCUCGCAUUCAGCAACUGCCCCUGCUCAUACUGAAGUGCGCGUUGGACCUUGUACAUGACCGUCCAUCAAUAGGCUUCAAGGAUUUGGUCGACAUGAGGAUACUGGGCGAGAGGAUACUCAAGAUUGUCUUUGCCCAGUUACUCCAGAUGCCAGUGGAAGUGCGCGAUAUCCAACAAGAGAUGCAAAGGAUCAACAAACUCAAUCAACUCAAACAUAUUUAUCACUCAAUAUGCUCACAGAGUUUGUUCCAGCUUCAUUGGGGCGUCGACCUGAUACUUGACCUCAUUCUCUCGCCAUCGACGGCUGAUGAUAGACUAAAGUGUCCUGUUACUUUGGUUGUAGCGCCAGCCAACAGUCCCACUCAUAUGGAGAACGAACAACAAGAACAACAAGACUCAAACUGUGCCAAUCGCAUCAAGGUCGAUCUGAUACUCUACCCAACUGCGCCACUCUCACAACCCAUACCACUGGAGUGGAAUACAAAGGAGACGGCUGCGGCUGCCGAAGCAGGAGACAACGAGUCGACAUUGCUCGAGGUCAACUUCAAGCGCAAGACCUAUCAAUACAAGUUCCACGACAUGAACAAUCCACGACACCAGCCCUUCAAGAAUGUAAGGGUGCGCUUUGACGACUCGUCCGAUGUCCACGACAGGGGCACGCGGGCUACUGGUCUGCCAGCCAACUACAACCAAGCAGCCAAUCAAGCAGAGAUCAUUGCACUGCUUCAAUCAAUGAUGCAUGAUCGUGACGCUCAGAAGACAUUGAACAGUGACAAGUUGGCCAUUCUAUCGGAACACAUUGCACUGCGCACGCUGCCCAGCCACAUGAACCCAUCAUACGACAGCUAUCAAGACAUCCUGCCCAAGCCCUCAACAUUUGAUCGCGACAUCUAUGUCCGCAAGCUAUUCCAACAGAAUGACAUACUCUGGGACAUACUCGAGAUUGUGUCAUUGGAUGGCAGAGAGCUGUGCAAGUGCUUGGAGUUGGUCAAAGCGUUGUUGGUCAACGCCAUUUCAUAUUGGUAUGCAGAGAAGUAUGUUGUGUCGCCUUCAAAGUCAUCACAGUUCCGUCACACAUGUCAAUUGGUACGCAUCAUUGCCAAUGCUCAGCUGGUGCCCUCGCCACUCGGUCACUCAUCCGAACUGUUUGAUUGGAUCACCACAGAGGAGAUAUCAUUCAUCUUAAUGACAAUGUGGAACUUUAUCAAGUAUCAUCAGCCAACUCCAUCACAAUACUCAAGUAGUAGUACAUCAGCAUCAUCAUCAACAACAACAACUUGGCAACCUAUAUCAAAGCGUGACUUUUAUGAUGAAGGCAAUACAUUAGCCACACCUAACCUGGAGAUGUACACUCAAGCACUCAAGUCCAUCUUCCACAAUCAUAUCAAACAACUUGCGCCACUCUAUGGUCGAUACAUCCAUCAAUAA
This is a messenger RNA of Acytostelium subglobosum LB1, 3399 nucleotides long. RefSeq lists its product as hypothetical. The record is from RefSeq and is a predicted model, not a curated record. Gene Ontology annotation, biological process: snRNA 3'-end processing. The coding region runs from base 1 to 3399 and encodes 1132 amino acids. Gene Ontology annotation, cellular component: integrator complex. Lineage: Eukaryota; Evosea; Eumycetozoa; Acytosteliales; Acytosteliaceae. The transcript has 3 exons.